Molecule: messenger RNA, 6358 nt
Organism: Protopterus annectens (West African lungfish)
Lineage: Eukaryota; Metazoa; Chordata; Ceratodontiformes; Protopteridae
Product: plexin-B3-like
Exons: 33
Coding region: 1-5679 (1892 amino acids)
Biological process (GO): semaphorin-plexin signaling pathway involved in axon guidance; positive regulation of axonogenesis; negative regulation of cell adhesion
Cellular component (GO): semaphorin receptor complex
Molecular function (GO): semaphorin receptor activity
Source: RefSeq, a predicted model, not a curated record
AUGGCACUCGUACUCUGGUUUGUGAUAAAGCAAUAUUAUGUCAGCGUGAACGUAUCUGUGCAGUUUGGAAGAGUUACUAUUGCAACAAUAAACUAUAUUUUCUAUGACUGCAGUGCUGUAUCAAUGCUGUCUCUAACUGCACCAUGCAGAGGAUGUGUCAGCAGUCCUUGGGGUUGUAAUUGGUGUCCAAUAGAUCAUCGCUGCACUGAAAAGGAGUUUUGCCAGCAUCCUAGGAUCAUAUACAACCUAAAUAAUAUUGAUGGAGAGUAUGUAGGACCAAAUGCUUGCCCUUGUAUAACGAGCAUUGAUGGAUCCGCACUUGUGCCAGAUGGUGUGCUGAGGGAACUGAGACUAAUUGGACAGAAUCUUCAGCUGCUAGAGAACCACUUAAACCAAGAGUACAUAUGCGUUAUGGAACUCGGAGAUGGUUUUCAAUUACCAGCUACAGUAAUCAAACGAGAGGCUGCCAGUGACAUUUACAAUAUUACCUGUAAGAGCAAAGAAUAUCGCUAUUGGCAGCUGACAAAGGAAUAUGUUGUUCCAGUGUAUUUGAAAUGGAACUCUUCUUUACGUAUUGACAAUGAGAAAGAUGUGCACAUGAUACUCUACAAAUGUUCAGUUGAAAACACGGACUGCAGCAGAUGCAAGGCAGUUGAUUCCAAGUACCACUGUGUGUGGUGUGAGCAGGAAGUGCCAAGCUGUGUAUAUUCUGAAGUAUGCAUUACAGAAAUCGUGGAACAGUGUCCAGGUCCAAUCAUUUCUGAAGUGGAGCCUCUCACUGGUCCAGUGGAAGGUGGAAUAUCCAUAACUAUUUCUGGCUCAAACCUUGGGCAGAACUUUGAUGACAUUAAGGAGUCUGUUACAGUGGCUGAAAUUCCUUGCACCCCAAGACCCCAGGAGUAUGACAUUUCAAUCAGGAUUGUGUGCAUUUUGUCAGGAAUUAAACAUGAGAGAGCUGGACCAGUGAGAAUAAAAAUAGGAAACCAUGAUUGGGGGAUUUCAGAUCAAAAUUUUACGUAUCAGAAUCCUGAAGUGCAGGCUAUCUCUCCUCACAGAGGUCCACUUGUGGGCGGUACAUCUCUUACUAUAAGUGGCACAAAGCUGUUAACAGGAAAUGUAAAAGACAUCAGAGUCUUCAUAGGGAAACUGUCCUGUAAUGGAUUAUUAAAUCUGAAAUUGUUUUUUGGUGAUUCAGGUAGUUCUAUGAGUGACAAAUUUAUUUAUCACAAAUCCAAAUUCAAUCCACCAAUGCACCCAAAUGUACUUCAAUUUCAACGCAAUAUUCUCAAAGAUCUACAUUUUUCUGGUGAAGGUUUACGUUGGAAAACAAAUAACAUCUCUUUAGCCGAAAAGCAGGCCAUUGCUGACUUACAGAAAAAUCAGAAUAUUGUAAUCACCUCAGCUGAUAAAGGGGGUGCCAUGGUGAUUCUAAAUUGGCUUGACUAUGACAAGGAAGCCAUCAGACAAUUGUCAGAUCAAAAAUAUUACUCACGUAUGAUAAUUAACCCCACAUCCAGGUUUCAAAAACAGAUUGAGGAAUUUAUCCUUUGGGCUAAGGAUGAAUUUAUUAUCACAGAGGAAACUGCACAACAACUUAUUGUACAUGACCCCAACCCACAAUACAUAUAUUUUCUACCAAAAACUCACAAGAGUCUCAUCAAUCCCCCUGGCCGUCCAAUUGUGUCUGGGAGAGGGUACAUCACAGAACCCCUUUCUUUGUUUCUUACCCAGCAACUAAAACCAUUGUUGGCCUUUGUACGAUCACGUAUACAUGAUACCACCAUGUUUCUCAACAUCAUAUCUGACAGUCAGUUAGAAGAGGACUGGCUAGUGUGCACUCUAGAUGUCUGUUCCUUGUAUACCAACAUUCCUCACAAGUAUGGUUUGGAGGCUUUGUCCUUCUGGUUAGAUCAGGCUAGUUUAUAUCAACCCCUCUUUAACUCUUUUCUGGUGGAACUAGCCAAAUUUGUCUUAACCAGCAAUGUCUUUUGUUAUCAGGACAAAUGUUAUUGGCAGGUCAAGGGCACAGCUAUGGGAGCUUCCUUCGCUCCCAUAUAUGCUGACCUUUUCAUAGCCUUUGUUGAACAUCACAUAAUUUACAAUUCACAUAACAUCUACUUGGAGCACAUUGACAUUUGGCGCCGUUACCUUGACGACUGCUGGAUGGUUUGGAGAGGAGACAUACCAGGGCUUAUGGAUUUCAUUUCAUAUCUUAACAACAACAUUUGGGGUUUGGAAUUCACUUUACACUAUGAUCACAAUGCCAUUACUUUUUUGGAUGUUGCCAUCACAAGAUUGCCAGAUCACACACUAUCUGCGGCAGUAUUCAGGAAACAUCCUGAAUACAAUACCAUUUUACACGCCUCCAGUUUUCAUCCACCUCAUGUCAUACGCAACAUUCCCAAGUCUCAAUUCAUCCACAUUAAACGGAUUUGUUCCACUGACAAUGCCUUUCAACAUCAUAGGAGGGACCUAACUGAAAGAUUUAGGUCCAGGGGUUACCCUAUGGGUCAUGUGUCUAGUGCCAGUAAUAUGACCAACUCUUCCAAGAGAAAUGAUUUCCUCAAUUGGUGCAGGGAGGAAUCUGAGUUUGAAGAGGAGUUUGAUGAAGAUGGCGAUGAUUCUUUGGAUUUACCAUCUCAAAUUCAUUUUCCUGUUACUUAUGCUCCUGAUGCAGACAACUUUGUUCCAUCUUUACCUGUUGAACAGAAGUGUUAUAUGAAUGAGAUUGUUUCUAGUGUGACUCAGGUUUUGAGACGUGCUUUGAGGUGUGUCUUGGAAGGUGUGGGCACAAUUUCUAGAAAUGCAGCAGCGUUUGUUGGAUUACAAAGGGGUUAUUAUACCUACAUCCCCUGGACUGCUUCAACUCAAAAGAGAGUAAGGGAAGAAACGUCUUCAGAACAACAACAGUUUUCUGAUGGCAAGUCAGUAGCCUAUUUAACACAGAUCCCCUCUCCACUAGGUUAUGCCUCCCCAGAGGAAGACACUAAUGGGGCUGAUUCACCAGCAGAGAAAAUUUCCUUUAGUGAUAUCUUGACCAGAAUGCAGGAACAUUUCAAAUGGGAAAGCACUGAAAUGUCAGAUGUUCAAAAACAUUAUGACUUAAUACAGUCUGCCUUGUUUUUUUUUUUGUUCAGGGGUGGACGGAUAAUCACAGUGGAAGGUGAGAAUCUGGAUGUGGUACAGAAGCCAUUAGUCAGUGCUGUGCUAAAUACAGAGGUACCUAGCAGGAGGAGAAGACGAAGACAAGACUCUGAAAUACAGCACCAGCCCACAGUACAACCUCAUUUAAAGGCUGAAGAAUGUGUCAUCAACUCCUCUCAACUGAUGAAGUGCUGGACACCUUUUGUGCCAUCAGAGUCAAGUGUAUUGGAUCUAGUCUUUAUCUUGGAUAACCUCCAUGUCAGCUUUUAUAAUAUUGUGGGCAGUAGAUUCCAGUAUGUGUCUAACCCCCAGCUUUCCAGACUUGACAAGGACGUCAGUCCUUACAGACUCAAGUCAGGAGCAUUGGUGGUGGUUGAGGGGAAGAAUCUCACUGACGGAAUCAGUGAGACUGAGGUAGUGGUUGAGAUUGGAACAGAAAUCUGCAUAAUAAAGACAUUAACCGAUGCCCACUUGAUUUGCAAUGCAACUCAACUCCAGCCAUUACCAGGUGCAGGUGCUUUGCUAGAUUUUGUGGUCCGAAUGGGGAAUCUUAAGUUCAACCUCGGAAAAGUGGAAUAUGUUUCAGAUAGCCAAUCCUUCUUUCCAAAAGAGGCACAGAUUGGGUUGGGUACUGGAGCUGCAGUGGUGGUUUGCAUUGUACUUAUCAUCAUCCUGAUGUACAGGCGGAAGAGUAAGAAGGCAAUGCAAGACUACAAGAAGGUAUUGGUGCAGCUGGAAAACCUCGAAGUGAGCGUUGGUGACCAAUGCAGGAAAGAAUUUACUGAUCUGAUGACAGAGAUGAUGGAUUUGAAUAGUGAUUUGGGAGGGACUGGCAUUCCUUUCUUGGAUUAUAGGACCUUCACAGAGAGGAUUUUUUUCCCAGGACAUAAGCACUCUCCUUUGUAUAGCGGAAUGGACACCACAGAGUAUCGGAAAUCUACAGUGGAACAGGGCUUAACUCAUUUAUCAAACCUAUUAAACAACAAGUUUUUCCUUACUAAGUUCAUUCACACAUUGGAAGCGCAGCAGACAUUUUCACAACGGGACCGUGGCUGUGUGGCUUCCUUGCUAACCAUAGCCCUACAUGACAGACUAGAGUACUACACUGAGAUCAUGAAGACCUUGCUGGGGGAUUUGGUGGAGCAGUAUGUGAUCAAGAACCCAAAACUGAUGCUACGCAGAACUGAAACAGUAGUGGAGAAGCUGUUAACAAACUGGAUGUCUAUCUGCUUAUAUUCUUUCAUCAGGGAGACUGCUGGGGAGCCCCUUUACAUGUUGUACCGGGCAAUUAAGUAUCAAGUCGACAAAGGACCAGUAGAUGCAGUUACAGGAAAAGCUAAGCGCACACUGAAUGAUAGCAGACUACUCAGAGAGGAUAUUGAAUAUCGACCUCUGACACUGAAUGUACUAAUGAAGAAUGGGGGAGAAGUGCAGCUGACUCCAGUCCGAGUCCUGGACACUGACACUAUUACACAAGUUAAAGAAAAGAUCCUAGAUCAGAUCUACAAAGGAGUACCAUUUUCCCAGCGAACUUGUGUAGAUGCACUGAAUCUUGAAUGGCGUUCAGGAAUAGCAGGCCACUUGACACUGUCAGAUGAAGAUGUAACUUCUGUAAUUCAAGGGAAAUGGAAGCAGUUGAACACUUUGCAACACUAUAAGGUUCCCGAUGGAGCAACUGUGGCACUCAUCCCUGGAAUGCACAGCAACUUUUCUCAAGGCAUGAACCAGUCUGUUUUCUCAGAAGAAAAGAACCCUAUGCUAGAUGAUGUGGAGGAGGAAGGCACAAGACUUUGGCACUUGGUGAAAUCGACAGAAGAACCGGAGCUUCCAAAGUACAGGAAAAGCAGCCUUCGAGAAAGGGCAAAAGCGAUUCCAGAAAUAUAUCUGACUCGACUGCUGUCAAUGAAAGGUACACUACAGAAGUUUGUGGACGAUGUCUUUCAUGCAAUUUUGAAUACUGAUCAACCUGUACCAGUUGCCAUCCGGUACUUUUUUGACUUCCUGGAUGAAAUGGCUGAGAAGCAUGGUAUCAAGGACCAAGAAACUGUGCACAUUUGGAAGACAAACAGUCUACUGUUACGUUUCUGGGUGAACAUUCUCAAGAAUCCCCAGUUCAUUUUUGAUGUACAUGUCUCAGAUAAUGUUGAUGCCAUCCUAUCAGUGAUAGCACAGACGUUUAUUGACUCUUGUACGACAUCAGAGCACAAAGUGGGGAGAGAUUCUCCAGUCAAUAAACUUUUAUAUGCAAGGGAGAUACCACGCUAUAAACAGCUUGUAGAGAAGUACUACCUUGACAUACGUUCUGCUUCUGCUGCCAGUUACCAGGAGAUGAACUCUGCACUGACUGAACUGUCUGGGAAAUGUGUUGAAGUGGCAGGCCUAAAUGCUCUGCGUGAACUGUACAAAUACAUAAACAAGUACUAUGAUCAGAUAAUAAGUGCUCUUGAGGAUGAUGCAACAGCACAAAAAAUGCAGUUGUCGUGUCGUCUUCAGCAAAUUGCAGCUCUUGUGGAAAACAACGUGACAGACUUAUGACACCACGUAUAUCAUUGAAAAUGGAAAUAUGCAAAUGGGACAACCAUGAACCUCCACAUUUAAACCUAUGAGCAAGAUUUAUUCUGCUGUAAAAUGGGACCAAGUUUGUGUUGUCCACUGAAACUGACUUUGCACCAUUUUGGUGAUGUCCACAAUGUGGACUAUGGUAUGCAGUUUUCAGUCAUUUAUCAAUCACAGACUUUUAGGUGAAUGAAAUUAUUUCAUAAGACUGAUGAUAUGCUGGCAAAAAUUAUAUUGGAGUGAAGACACUAAUUCUAGAAAUAUCUGUUCCUGCACCUGAUUGUAAAGUUUGUAUAUAUUUUUGACAAGUCUUUUGGAAGAGUAGCUGGUGUUUUCUCGUCAUAGAUGAACAGAAGGCCAUAUGUGCUGUCCCUUGGAACAUUAAAACAUAUUUUCUAUGUCAAUACUAAAAUGUCACAGCAUAAAGCAAGAGGACAUGGUUGUGCCAGGUUAUGUGCAAACCUUCUGUGUACAAAAGCCAAAACCGUGCCUUCUAAGAAGAAAAGGAAACUGAAAAUUUUCUAAAAGUGAACACUGAGAAGCAAGUAAAAGUAUAAAUAUAUAUGCAACAAAAAAGUGCUGUUAAAGAUGAGUAAUGUGAAAUAUAUUUUUAUUUUGCUCUCUGUACUGAUAUUUAAAUAAUAAACUGUAAAUCUGA